AUGGAGAUGGAGAUGGAGAUGGAAAUGGAGAAGAGGAAACGUUCGGAUUACGGAGAAGUCGAUGGAAGGAGAACGAAAGUAAAGGAAGAUCAUGAAGGAGAUCUGAGAGCGGAGGAGCAGGUGGCAACUGAGGUGGAGACGGAGGCCGAGACGGAGACGGCGACGGAGGAGGAGGUGGAGGAGUUUUAUACGAUAAUUAGAAGAGUACAUGAAGUGGUUAGGUAUUUUGGUGGGAAGAGAAAAGGGAGUGAAGGAGAGGAAACAGCGAAGAAGAAAGGAGGGAGUUGGACUCCAUCGUUCCGGUGGGAGGAUUUUGAGGAAGUAAUGGAUGUUAACGUUAAGGGAAAGAAAACGAAGAAGAUAGAUGGUGAAGCAGUGGAGGAGGAGAGUCACGUGGUUUCUGUGUCUCUGGAUCUCAACGUUGAACCAGAACCGGGGCCGGAGAUGAUCUGA
Messenger RNA from Telopea speciosissima, 453 nucleotides. Its product is annotated as protein NEGATIVE REGULATOR OF RESISTANCE. Bases 1 to 453 code for a protein of 150 amino acids. The transcript has a single exon. Lineage: Eukaryota; Viridiplantae; Streptophyta; Magnoliopsida; Proteales; Proteaceae. Gene Ontology annotation, biological process: regulation of systemic acquired resistance. The record is from RefSeq and is a predicted model, not a curated record.